Molecule: messenger RNA, 1538 nt
Organism: Panonychus citri (citrus red mite)
Lineage: Eukaryota; Metazoa; Arthropoda; Arachnida; Trombidiformes; Tetranychidae
Product: protein RER1-like
Exons: 7
Coding region: 142-723 (193 amino acids)
Biological process (GO): retrograde vesicle-mediated transport, Golgi to endoplasmic reticulum; protein retention in ER lumen
Cellular component (GO): Golgi membrane
Source: RefSeq, a predicted model, not a curated record
GCUUUGGAUUUUGCUUACGAUAGACUAAUGUGUUUACCCGGUUCCAAGUUGAUUGUGUUUACUUUUUUGUUUAUUCUUUUUGAUUGUUAAUUAAUUUUCUUUAUUCUAAUUAGCAUUUAAAGGUCACCUGGUCACUAAGUAAUGGAAGAAGAACCUCUGAGAGGACAACGUCCAUUAAUACUUCGCCUUUUCACAGCAUUCGGACAGAGAUACCAAAGUCUACUUGAUGCCUGGACUCCUCAUACUACUGGUAGAUGGAUAUUUUCAGCUAUAUUAUUAAUUGUCUAUAUGGCGAGAGUCAUCAUUGGAGAGGGCUGGUAUAUUGUAACAUAUGCUCUCGGAAUCUAUUAUCUUAAUCUUCUAAUUGCCUUUUUGACGCCCAAAGUUGAUCCAGCUCAAGGAGAUGAUGAUUUAGAUGACGAGAUGAGCCUUCCCACUACCAGAGAUGAAGAGUUUAGACCUUUCAUCAGACGUUUGCCUGAAUUUAAGUUCUGGCAUUCAGCUACCAAAGCUACACUGAUCGCUAUGUUUUGUACAUUUUUCGAAGCUUUCAAUAUUCCUGUAUUUUGGCCUAUUCUAUUGGUAUACUUUUGUACACUUUUCGGUAUCACCAUGAAACGACAAAUUAAACAUAUGUAUAAAUAUAAAUAUCUACCAUGGACUCGAGGAAAGACAAGAUACCAAGGGAAACAAGAUACUGGGAAAGUUAUUCAGACCAAGUGAGGAACUAAACAGAACAGAUAAACAAAAGAAAACCUCCAAUGCAAUUACAUCUACGGGGAUUGCAAGUGGAUUAGUGGAUCAAGUUUGAUUUCCAUAAUUAACUUUGAUGAUUCUGGUCCAAGGACCUGUUUUCUUUUUUUAUUAUUUAACAAAACAAUCAAUUUAUUGGAAAGAAAAAUUUUGUAUCUUAAUUGGUUAAAGAUUAACUUAAUUACCGCACUACAGAAAAUGAUUUAAUGAGGAAAACAUUCAAAGCGGAAAGAAAAAAAAAGUUGGUAAUACAAAUCGAAAGAAAAACUAAUUGUCAAUCAAAGAAUCCGAGAGAGAGCAGCUAAUUAAACAAUCUAAAAGAUAUUAGCUGGUAAUUUGGAGAAUCUAAUUUAAUUGUAACAUUUUCCAUGUGCAAUUUUAAUCAAAGUUUCUAAUGAUUAACAACAAACUGUCCAAGAAGGAAAAAUUGAUUCAAUUUUCUUUCCUCUUGUUAUCAUCAGAAUAAGUGUAUUCUCAUAGUUAAUUUGAUUCCUCUAAAUUGAUUCAACGAAAAGAUAAUUGUUCUCAUGGUAAUUCAAUUACGAACAAAGAGAAAUGAGCUGAACAAUUAAUCGAUCAUCAAUUUUAAAAUUUCCAAUUCAAAAGUUCAACAAUUCCCAUCUUACAAUCUGUUUUAAUUAUGUUCUUUUCUUUCAACUAAUCUCAUUUAUAUUGUCACUUAUAUUAUUAUAUUUAAAUGAUUAUCAAUUUUGCAAUUUAAAAAAAAGAAACGUCAACAAUUUAAUAUUGACCAAAUCAGGGAAAUAAAUGAUUUAUCAAAGAUA